AUGCGGACUCGCCUACAGCCGAGCAGGAGACCUCAACGUAAGCGUCCACCCCACCCAGGUAAGUUGAAUAUUACCUUGUUGUCUUUACAUGCCCACCAUCUCCAUUUCAGUAACGAGCUAGCUCAACGGUUAGACAACCCUCCAGUCGCUGCCGCCGCCGACGCCGACGACGAGAACCGGUGGUGUCAACUGAGGAACACGGUCCAGUACACCGCCCUGGCUGUCCUCGGUCGCGCGCGUCGCCAACACCAGGACUGGUUCGACGACAAUUACGCCGCCAUCAGCAACCUAAUCGCCGAGAAGAACCGUCUGAACAAAGCCUACGUUCACCGCUUCACCGAAGACAACGAAGCAGUCUUCUACUGUAGUCUUCACCUAGUAAAACAGCGACUACGCGAGAUACAGGACACCUGGACGGCUUGCAAGGCCGAGGAGAUCCAUGGGUACAUGGACCGCAACAAAUGGAAGAACAUAUUCUCCGCGAUCAAAGCUGUUUACGGUCUGCAAACCAAAGGUACUGCCCUCUUCUCAGCGCCGACGGCAGUAUCCUAUUCACUGAGAACACACGAAUACUACAGCGAAUGGACCGAGCACUUCCGGGGCAUCCUCAACUGUCCAUCAACCAUCUCCGACGCCACCAUCGCCCGUCUUCUUCAAAUGUGGACCAACGCCGACCUCGACCUCCUGCCCUUUCUCCUCGAAAGCAUCAGGGUCGUGCAGCAGCUCUUCAGCGCGAAAGCGCCUCGAUCGGACGCGAUCCCUGCUGAGAUCUACAAGCACGGUGGCCCCCAACUCAUGGAUAAUCUGACUGUGCUCUUCCAGGAGAUGUGGCGUCAAGGAGAAGUAACGCAGGAUUUCAAAGGCGUCACAAUCGUCUACCUCUACAGGCGGAAAGGGGACCGCCAAAUCUGCGACAACAACCGAAACAAACCCCUUGCUGAACAUCGCCGGGAAGAUCUUUACUCGCAUUCUUCUCAAUCGUCUGAACAACCAUUUGGAGUAGGAUCCUCUGACGGAAAGCCAGUGCAGCUUCCGCCGUCAUCGUGGAACCACGGACAUAAUCUUCGCCGCCCGCCAACUUCAGGAAAAGUACCAGGAGAUGCGGACUCACCUGUACGCUACGUUUAUGAAUCAGACGAUAGCCUUCAACAUGAUGAAUCGCAAAGGACUGUGAAAAAUCAUGCAGAAAUUCGGCUGUCCAGGGAGAUUCACUCAGAUGGUGCAUGA
This is a messenger RNA of Spirometra erinaceieuropaei, 1227 nucleotides long. The record is from the annotation of a GenBank genome assembly. Lineage: Eukaryota; Metazoa; Platyhelminthes; Cestoda; Diphyllobothriidea; Diphyllobothriidae.